AUGGCAAUUGGGAUUUCAAUUAAUUAUGACAUACCAAAACAAUGUAAAAUCCUCUUUACCCAGUUCCCGUUGUUUAUUUUGGAAACAAGAGCAAACGAACAUACUUAUUUCUAUUUAGAUAAUAGAAAUGAUAUUGAAUUUGAACAAAUGCAUGCCUUGAGAUUGGAGUUUACGUCGUUACAAUCACUUGACACAAAAAGAUUUCCGACUAGUGCCAUAUCUAUAUCUCCAUCUCUGUAUCUUUCAUUUCCCUUCUUAAUUCCUCAAGGCAUAAAAAAGCUUUGA
Clunio marinus is the source of this 285-nucleotide messenger RNA. The record is from the annotation of a GenBank genome assembly. NCBI's taxonomy places the organism in Eukaryota, Metazoa, Arthropoda, Insecta, Diptera, Chironomidae.